AUGAGCUCCGCUGCUAGCAACCGCGGUGCUGGUGCUGGUGCUGCAGGUGCAACACUAAAGAGCGGCAAAGCACAGCGCAUCUCUUCUCCCUCCGCAUCCAUCCAUCUGCCAUGCACACCUUACAUUACCCACAUUGUGCCAGUGCAGGCGGGAUAUGCAGAAGCAGAAGCAGAAGCAGAAGCAGAAGGGUGCUCGCACUUGGUGGUGGGAUCAUCGGACGGAUCUGUGCGACUACAUCAAUGCGCAUCCCUCGAGCCUAUGGCUGAGCUUCCAUGGCAUCUCCUCCCCUCCUCCUCCUCCUCCGCUUCAAGCAACCAAGGAGCCAUCUCUGCGCUUUUAACUCUUCCAAGCGCUAGCUCCAGCACAGGCUCCAGCUCCAGCUCCAUCUCCAACGCGCAAUCAUCACAGAACAUUCGUGUCUUGUGCGCCACCAAUCAGGGUUGCGGAGCUAUUCUUUGGCAUCCCUUCGAAACCGCUGCUGCACAGAACAGCGCACGCCCUUCUGAAAACUCGCUCAAGCAGUUGAAAAGUUCAAAUGGAGCGCCCUAUCUUUGUCUGGCUUGUUCCAGCGAUGGAAGAUACGUGGCAGCUGGGACGGAAGUGAAGAAUUACGAAGCGGUGAUAGAUCUGUGGUGAGUGGGCACGUCGUGUUGGCGCAUCGACAUACGCACGAGUGGCUGAUGAUGCAUGCGAUCACGUCCAAAUCGACCUUCAAUGAUACGAUGCAUCGCAUCGCAUCGCAUCAAAUCAAUCCAAACAAUACAAUUCAAAUCAAAUCAAAUCAAAAUACAGGGAUCUACUCUCCUCCACCUCUUCUCCUCAAUUCACAUACACCGAAUCGCACUCCGACGAUAUCACCUCUCUCUCCUUUCAUCCUUCUCACACUCAUCGGCAUUUGUUGCUGAGCGGUAGUACGGAUGGACUAUUGUCCGUAUUGGAUACGCGCACCACGGACGAAGAUGAUGCGGUUCUUGGAGUUUGCAAUAUGGACGCUAGCAUUGCCAGAGCUGGAUGGUGUGCACAAAGCUCCGCUUGCGAUCAGUCUGGGAUGUUGCGAGCGAGGAAGGAGGAAGCGCUGUUUAGCGGUGUGGAUGCAACGAUGAACAUGCAGGAGGAAGAGGAGCUGAAUGUAAAGGAAGAGAGAGCAAAGGGAAUGGGGGACUUUUGGUCGGUCAGUGAUAUGCAGAGUGUAGCCAUCUGGAACGAAAAUGUGAGUUCCCUUUUUCCAUCUUUGACUUGGCACUGCCCUGUCCCACUCUGCAUUCGGUGUCGUCUGGAUCAGCCUGCAACCUCGUGGUUCCCCACUUGGACUCGAUGAAGUUACAAGAUACUGACGAUAUGUUUCGCCCCCCUCCCCUCUCCAUGUUUGUCGCAUUGGAAAAGUUCGAUGCGGUCUUGCAGCCGCUAGAUGUCAGAUCGGUGGGAUGCAGAGAGUGGCAGACGGAUUACAUCAUCGAUGCGUUUAGUCCUCGAAAGUGGCGCGCGGAUGGAGCGAGGAGCAGGCAUGCGCAAGCUACUCGUCUCAUCUUCUGGGUCGGCACCAUCUCGUGAGUCUUUCGUGUCGCCCCAUGUUUCCCCACUUCAACUUGAUUUGGCUCCAUGCUCGCGCGUAUCAUGCACUUUGAAAUCAAACGCAACUCACAUCGAUUCCUCGUGUUCUCUCUGUCUCUCUGUCUCUCUCUCUCUCUCUCUCUCCCGAAAGAGGAAAAGCUCUACGAAUCGAUCUGGAGCUGGAUGGGCAGGACGGUUCGACCGGCUGGACUAUGAAGACUCUUCUGUCGGAUUCGGAUUCGGACUCUACCGCUUCUGCCGCCUACGACGCCGUGCAAGUUCCUCAGAUCUCUUCCCCUCUCCGCUCCAAAGGCCAUUCCGACAUUGUUCGAUCCAUCCAUCAAGCAGGAGAAGCGCGGCAAGGAGAGAUCUUUAUCUUUACGGGCGGAGAAGAUGGUUGUUUGAUGCGCUGGCAAGCAGAUGCUCAUCUCUUCUCUUGCGCCGAGCAUUUCAACUCAAGCUCGACGGCUUUGCAAAUGA
Molecule: messenger RNA, 2031 nt
Organism: Ceraceosorus bombacis
Lineage: Eukaryota; Fungi; Basidiomycota; Exobasidiomycetes; Ceraceosorales; Ceraceosoraceae
Source: the annotation of a GenBank genome assembly